Photinus pyralis (common eastern firefly) is the source of this 4000-nucleotide messenger RNA. RefSeq names its product probable multidrug resistance-associated protein lethal(2)03659. Gene Ontology annotation, biological process: transmembrane transport. Gene Ontology annotation, molecular function: ATP hydrolysis activity; ATP binding; ABC-type transporter activity. The coding region runs from base 48 to 3923 and encodes 1291 amino acids. NCBI's taxonomy places the organism in Eukaryota, Metazoa, Arthropoda, Insecta, Coleoptera, Lampyridae. The transcript has 10 exons. The record is from RefSeq and is a predicted model, not a curated record. Gene Ontology annotation, cellular component: membrane.
AUCGUAGUGUAAAUUGCUCUGUACAUAGGAAAAUUGAAUGACGAGAAAUGGACUUGGGUCUUUCCAAAAAGAGCAAACCUAAUCCAAGGGAAAGAGCUAAUAUUUUAUCCAUCGCAACGAUAUCGUAUACGAUACCUACGUUUAGCCUUGGAUAUAAAAAGGAUAUAGAAGUAUCAGACUUGUACGAAACAUUUUCUGGACACCAGUCACAAGCGUUAGGAGAUCGAAUAGAAGAAUUAUGGGGAACGGAAGAGACAUUGGCCUCAAAAUCGAAAAGGAAACCUUCGCUUGGACGUGUCUUGGUUCGUAUGUUUGGUUUGAGCUACCUCAAACGAGGGAUCCUAUGUCUUAUAAUUGAAUUCGUAGCGAGAAUUUUUCAGCCCCUACUAUUGGGAGAGCUUAUAACGUAUUUUUCUCCCGGUCAAACUACGAUGACCAAAAAUGAGGCGUACGGGUAUGCAGGUGGCGUGGUUGCCUGUUCACUCUUGCAGGUACUAAUUUUGGCGCCCUACAUACUAGAGCUUGCCCAUAUUGGCAUGAAGAUGAGGGUAGCUUGUUGUUCGUUGGUUUAUCGAAAAGCACUCAAACUGAGCAGAACGGCGCUCGGAGAAACUACAGUUGGGCAAAUGGUAAAUUUGUUGUCGAAUGAUGUCAAUAGAUUUGACUCGGCGACCCUAUUUGCCCAGUACUUGGUGGUUGGUCCUUUGCAAGCAGGUCUUGCAACUUAUUUAAUGUACAGGGAAGUUGGCAUCUCGGCAGUGAUAGGUGUAUCGGCUUCAUUUCUGUUCAUCGCUGGUCAAUUUGUGUUUGCAAAGUUCAUUGCAAAACUUCGUAAUAAAACAGCGUAUAGGACUGACGAAAGGGUGCGUUUAAUGAAUGAAGUUGUUACAGGAAUACAGGUGAUAAAGAUGUACACUUGGGAAAAACCAUUUGCCAAAUUCGUGGCGUUCAUUCGAAGAAAUGAAAUUAAGUACAUACGUAGCGCUUCCUACAUACGUGGAAUGAUGUACUCAUUUUUCCUGUUUUCAACUCAAUUUUCUCUGUUCGUAUCAAUAUUGACCUACGUGCUAUUUGGCAACCAUAUUUCAGCCAGGAAAGUAUUUGUUCUCACAUCAUUAUAUAACGUUAUACGUAUCAAUAUGUACAACAUAUUCACGCAAGCAGUCGCCCAAGUAUCGGAAGCCCUUGUCUCGAUUACACGUCUGAAUGAAUUUUUAAGACGUAGUGAGAAAUCCAUCCCGCUCUUGUCCAACAAUCGUACAGGCGAAAUUCAGAACUCCUCCCUUGAAAAGGUGGAUGCUAUCGAGAUCGGUAAUGGUAUAGCAAAAUGGAAUGAAUUUUCAAGCGACAAUGUGUUUGAGAAUCUAAAUUUAAGGGUUAAACAAGGGUCGGUUGUUGCCAUAAUCGGACCGGUCGGCAGCGGGAAAAGUAGCCUAUUGCAAUUAAUUUUGAAGGAACUACCUUUAUCUGACGGCCAAUUGAAAAUAAAUGGAAACAUAAGCUAUGCAUCCCAAGAACCUUGGCUCUUCACAGGAACUGUUCGUAAAAAUAUUCUAUUUAACAACGAUUACAAUAGGACUCGUUACAAAGACGUAGUGAAAAAAUGUUCUUUAAAAAGAGACCUUUCUCUUCUUCCACAUGGGGACGUAACCGUCGUCGGCGAACGCGGUAUAUCUCUAAGCGGCGGACAACGAGCUAGAAUAAAUCUGGCAAGGGCGGUCUAUCAAGACGCAGACAUUUACUUGCUUGAUGACCCACUUUCAGCAGUUGAUACACACGUGGCAAGAGAACUGUUCGAUAGGUGCGUUACCGGGUUUUUGCGCGGAAAAACGGUUAUCCUAGUCACCCACCAGCUGCAAUUUUUGAAAGAUGUUGAUAAAAUAAUUAUCAUAGAACAAGGCGCGAUCAAAGCAGAAGGCACAUUUGAAGAAUUACAAGGAUCUGGUUUGGACUUUGCUAAGCUUCUAAAUGUAGAUGAAGAACAAAAGGCGGAGCGCGUAAAAAUUGCGAGACAAAAUUCAAUUUCCAGCACAACGUCCUUCGAGGAAACUAUUCAAGAAGCAAUACAAGAAAAUGAAGAACAACGAUCCAAGGGAACUGUUUCCGUAGACGUAUAUAGAUCGUAUAUACAUGCAGGAACAAAUUGGUUUGUUGUAUUCAUCGUGCUCUUCUUAUUCGUUGCUUCGCAGACGGCAGUCAGUUUCGGUGACGUAUUUUUGUCAAGGUGGGUUACUGUAGAAGAAAACAGAUAUAAUGGUGGAGAUCGGGUUGAAGGCUUCUGGAAUUUUUCAACCGAUACCUUUACGUACAUUUAUAUAGGAAUUAUAGCUGCAACGGUAACAUUUGCAAUAUCGCGAUCGUUAAUGUUUUUCACAGUUUGUAUGAAAUCAUCCAUCAAAUUGCACGACAAUAUGUUUGAAAGCAUUAGCAGAGCGACCAUGCGCUUCUUUAACACAAAUCCGUCGGGCAGGAUCUUCAAUCGCUUUUCUAAGGAUAUGGGUGCCAUUGAUGAGCUACUGCCGAUUGCAAUGAUAGACUUCUUCCAAAUAUUCCUGAUGCUUAUCGGUACAAUUAUAGUAAUCAUAACGGCCAACGUUUGGCUUCUUAUACCGACCGCAGUGUUAGCAAUCAUCUUUUACUUUUUAAGGCGGUUAUAUUUGACUACAAGUCGUAAUGUAAAGCGCCUAGAAGGGGUCACACGCAGUCCCGUUUUCGGUCAUUUAAAUGCGUCGCUUCAAGGACUGACAACCAUUCGCGCUCUUAGGGCAGAAUCGGUUCUAAUUAAUGAAUUCGAUAGUCUUCAAGAUUUACAUAGUACAACAUGGUUCCUUUUUAUAGCCACAUCUCGUGCCUUUGCCUAUUGGUUAGAUAUAGUCUGCGUUAUCUACGUCGCCUUGGUGGCAUUCAGCUUUCUAAUCAUUGGAGAUUCGACGUCCGGUGGAAACGUAGGCUUGGCAAUAACGCAAUCUAUGGGACUUCUAGGAUUCCUCCAAUUAGGGGUGAGACAAUCCGCUGAAGUUGAAAAUCAAAUGACGGCAGUUGAACGAGUUCUCGAGUAUAACAAAAUAGAACACGAACGAGUGGAAAAGAAAGAAGAUAAGAAACCGCCCAAAGUUUGGCCCGAGCACGGCGAAGUGAAGUUUGUUGACGUAUACCUAAGUUACUUUCCCGAAGAUCCUCCAGUGCUUAAGAAUCUGUCGUUCACCAUAAAACCUCUAGAAAAAAUCGGAAUAGUCGGAAGAACCGGUGCUGGAAAAUCGUCGCUAAUCAACGCUCUCUUCCAACUUACCGACACCGACGGGGGGAUCUUAAUCGAUGGUAUCGACGUGAAAGAGGUGGGCCUCGACGAUCUGCGGUCGCGAAUAUCGAUCAUUCCACAAGAACCCGUGCUAUUCUCGGGGACUAUGAGAAAAAAUUUAGAUCCAUUCGACGAAUAUUCCGAUGAUGUUGUUUGGAAGUCUUUAGAAGACGUGAAAUUGAAGCAUACAAUCGCUGAACUUAAUUUAGGUUUACACUCCGCCGUGAAGGAGGGAGGCUCUAAUUUCAGUGUCGGUCAGAGACAACUUAUAUGUUUAGCUCGAGCCAUACUACGUAACAACAAAAUUUUGAUAUUGGAUGAGGCAACUGCAAAUGUGGAUCCACAAACCGAUGCUCUGAUACAAUGUACCAUAAGAAAACAAUUUGCUCAAUGUACCGUCCUUACAAUAGCACAUCGUCUGAACACCAUCAUGGAUUCUGACAAAGUAUUAGUAAUGGAUGCCGGAACUAUGGUAGAAUUUGACCAUCCUCAUCUUCUGUUACAAAAUACGAAUGGGAUAUUGUUCAGGAUGGUUUUACAAACCGGGCCAAGUAUUAGUGAGGUUCUUACAAAACUCGCGAAGGAGAGUUACGAAAGAGUGUUUGGGAUUCACCAGACUGAUUAGUUCCUAUUCAAUCGCGUAGAUUUUAUUAAUAAUUUAUUAAUAUACAUAACAUAAGAAAUAAAUUCUGUGAUAACUCA